Messenger RNA from Conger conger (European conger), 1553 nucleotides. RefSeq names its product small integral membrane protein 13 (gene smim13). The record is from RefSeq and is a predicted model, not a curated record. The transcript is spliced from 2 exons. NCBI's taxonomy places the organism in Eukaryota, Metazoa, Chordata, Actinopteri, Anguilliformes, Congridae. Bases 422 to 688 code for a protein of 88 amino acids.
GAAGGCGAACGUCUAUAUGAGGUCCGUCAAUUCGCCGACCGUGACAUAGCUCACGUAUAUUCUCAUGUUGUUGCAAUAAUGUAGAUCUAAAACGAGACGAAAAAACCUCCUGACUUCCUAAUGACACGUGUGUCUGCAAUCCGUCCUUUUAUUUGGGCUGUUUUAAUACAGCCGCCUGCAAAUUUGGUGUGCGGGAGCAGUGGUCUUGAGUUUGUUUUUCUAUCCCGGCUAGCUGGCAUUGUGGCUAGCUAGCUGCUUCGUUCCUGCUAAGGUUAAUUUUGAAUACUUCAAUAAGUUCUCGCUUCCAACCAGCGCUCCUGCAUAUUGUCAAACUGUUAGACCGGCAAACGGAUGAAGAUCCAUGGGAGUAAUUUGUUAAUUUAAGCAGCGUUGUUUUGCUGGGAUAAAAGAAGCAACAAAUAUGUGGCAAAGCGUUGGACUCACGGUGUUAGUCAUCGUGGCUACCCUCGUAUGCGUUUUUCUCUUCAUGUUGUUUGGCUGGUAUGUGGUAUGGCAGCUCUUCCUCUCCAAGUUUAAAUUCCUGAGGGAGCUUGUGGGCGACAGCGGGGCCCAGCGCAGUGACUCGGAGCCAGCCCAGCCCGAGGCCGAUCGCAGCUCCGCCUCUGGCCCUCGCCAGCGUCCAAAGACCCCCCGGCAGAGGCUAGUCUCACCUGAAGCGGCCACAUAGACCGCCCCUCUGCACCCUCGCCGAGCUGCUGAUGUUGACGUGAAAGGCCAUCGAAAUGCAAUGUUCCUGUACCUCCCCUCCACAUCCCUCCCUCUCGCAAGUAGUACUUUAGGCACACCUACCUGUGCAGCUGUGUUUCAGGGCACACCUCUCUGUCCCCCAGUUUCCCCAGCCUUCACGGUUGACCUCACAGUGUGGGCCACUCUCAUUGGCUGAUGAGCUUCACCCAACCUACAAGACCACUGGUGGUCCUAUUACACAAGGAUGUGUGAGAGCAUGCGUGUGUGUAACUUAGCUUGAGUAGUUAAAAAAAAUAACUCGCAACUGUGAGCUUGACCUAUUUUCGCAGGGAAACUAUGCGGAAGAAAGUUUUAAACUGACAGUCCUCAGUCACUCUAAUUUGACACUUUUUAAUUGACACUUUUUAGUUGUCACUGUGAGAUACUCUCGGUUCCUCGUGGGAAGAAUGUGCGAUUGUUUUACUCGGGCCCCCCUCUGGUCAGUGAGAAUGUGGAACAGAACGGUUUGCCGCGUAAUGUCCUGAACCACCGUCCAGAGGCCCUCCUGUGACAUCACCGUGACCUUCUGACCUCCAGAGACUGGCGCGUGUCGUGGCGAAGAUGCCCUAAGAGCAUUUUCAUAAGCGCGUUGGCGCGUGUACCUGCCCCACCACACUGUCCCGCAGCGAAGCUGUGUUCUGAGCGGGCGUUUUUUCAGGUUUUCACGCCUCACCGAUCCUAGCCAGCAGUACGAACGGUCGUUUUUACACGUACUGGUUUUCAUUUUCCUUUUUUUUUUGUUUUUAAUGCAAGAGCUGUAAUCGACCAUCAUAAUAAAUAUUUCUUAAAAAAUAUAUGUAAGCAAA